ACGUUUCUAAUCAUGGUAAAUUGGACACAUAAUUUAGAGCUAGCAAUGUGGUUAUCCGCAAGUGAUACUCUUCUAAAACACUUGCAAUUUUUAAGCCAAAUGUAAAAAUAACUUGAGCUGCGCCAGCCAAUAAGCUGUGCUGUCAGAUUGGUAUGCGACAGCUAGCUAGCUAGAGCUGCUCAAUUUAGUAAGCUAAACGCACGAUGUAUGACAUUGCUUGCAUAACAACUUUAACGAACCAAGAAAUAAAGAUAAUAGGCUAGCUAAUAUCGGAUUAGUAGUAGUGGCUAGUAGUUAGAAACCAUCACACAACCCGGUGUCGUGACUCGUGCGGUGGUGGUGGCCAGCAGCAGCUUUUUUGCUUGUUCACGUGCGUCGCCCUGGGCGCUGCGCAGAUUCAUUCAAUUCUUCUUAUCUGAAUCUUUAAAUUAUUUGUAUGAGUGUUAUUUCACGAAAUCAGAUCUCAACAUGAGCAGCAUUUUACCCAAAUCCACCCGUAUGGACAUUGUGUGGAUCACAUGACCAUAGAAUUGUAGGGCAUAUCCAAAUAGAGUACCAUAGAAUGAGUCAUAAUACCCAUACAACCUAGUGGUCAAAGAAGGAAAUGGUUCCAAUCGUUUUUCCACAAUGGAUUCUUCCCAUAGUGGAUUUUAGAAACGGCUAAAAUAAGGGCUAUGUUUCGUGUAGGAUUACCCUGGCAUGGUGUUUUGAUAACCGUGUAAAUCUCUCUAGGGCAAGUUGACUUAUCAAUAUAUUGACCUGUAUUUACCCCCCCAAAAUGAAAUGAUAAUUAGCUGAUAAUGUGGAAAUCAUAAAGACCUACAAAUGCCAUGAUGAUUUGGACGAGACUGCUGAAUUGAGGUAAAGGUAAGAAUCACUGGAUUAACUAUCUAAUGUUAGCUAAAUUUUGUAAUUAAAAAAUUGGCUAAAUUCCUUUUAAAUGGGCAAUUCUGUAAGAGAUGACGUGCAGGAGCUUGCAGUGAUUUGUAGUCUUGUAUGAUGUCUACUUUGACUCUAAUUAUCUUUUUUUAUUUUUUAUCUAAGAGUAAAUAGAGCUGAGCUGAGCUUGGCCUCUAAGACCCUCACAAACUUCUACAAAUGCACCAUUGAGAGCAUCCUGUCGGGCUGUAUAACUGCCUGGUGCGGAUACGGCACUGUCCGCAACCACAGCCCAACGCAUUGCCGGGGGCACAUUCCCUGCCCUCCAGGACAGUUACAGCAGCCGGUGUCACAGGAAGGUCAAGAAGAUCAUCAAGGACCACAGCCAUCCGAGCUACGGCCUGUUCAUUCUGGUACCAUCUAGAAGGCGAGACUGAGAAACAGCUUUUAUCUCCAGGCCAUCAGACUGUUGAACAGUCACCACUAGCCUUAGUCACUAUUCUAGCCAGCUACCACCCGAUACUUUACCCUGCACCUUACUGCCCUGUGUACAUAGUUAUUGAACACUGGUUACUUUAAUAAAGUUUGCAUACUGUUUUACCAACUUUAGGUGUAUAUACUGUAUUCUAUAUAACUACUGCUGUACGCACCUUUUCUAUCCAUAUACUGUCCAUACUGUCUUUUCACACCAUUAUAUUUAUGUACAUUAUACAUUUUUAUUUUCUGUUCUCUGACUUUGCUCAUUAUGAUGUUUCUCAAUUUUCUGGAUUAUGUGUGUAUUUAUUUAUUUGUAUUGCUAGGUAUUUCUGCACUGUUGGGGCUAGAAACACAAGCAUGUUUCUGCACCUGCUAUAACAUCGCUGUACCUGACCAAUAAACUUUGAUUUGAGCUGCUCAAAGUGACAACCAUUUGAGAGCUGCGCGCUCUUGCUCCCCAUCGGAUUAUUCCGCUCAAACUAGGCUGAAGUGGGCCACUGAUGUGGAUGAUCGACUCGCCCGGAGGGUUUCCAAAACCUCCCUUGGCCAGCGGGCAGCCCUGCAUAUUUCACACUGAUUUGUGAAGGAAGAGAGACCAUGUGGAAGUCACAUGAACAACAAGGAUGAGACAAAAACAACUGGGAGUUAACUUGUUGAGGAGAGGACUGCUGCCGCCCAACUUCUCCCUCCAACUGGGGAUUUGCUGCCUGUCCCACCCUCCACCCAAACAUAUGCAAUGAACAGCACUACUCAGCCCCCUGCCAUCAUAGACGGGGAUGUGGCAGUCAGUUCCGUGUUGGUACCAUUCUUCCUCAUCACCUUUAUCGGGAUAGCUGCAGCUGUGGUGAUGUAUGUGCGCAGGAAGAGAAGAAUUGACAGGCUCCGGCACCAGUUGCUUCCAGUCUAUACCUACGACCCCUCAGAAGAAUUACAUGAAGUUGAACAGGAAAUGCUGUGGAAAGAGGAAGAUACUAAGGUGGUGAAGGGUUGGGCACGGUCCUACCAGCAGCAACGUCCCCUGUUGAUGAAAGAUGCCCAUGCAUGAGUGUGUUGGAGCAGGACAUCGAUCUGUGCCAUCCUACAGAUCAGUGGAGUUAACCCUUGAGAUGCCAGAUUUGUCAAUCAUUAAACACAAAGUUUUUUUUAGGAAAAGCAUGAGAAAUGGGAACAGCCUGUCAUACGUUUGCAUCAUCAUCUUUGUCAUUAUCAUCCAUCAGUCAUCACCAUCUCUAUUGGAGCAUUUACUUUGUACAGCGUCAGCUUCUAAGCUAAGGGGAGGUUGGUUAUUAUGUGAACCUCUGAAGCCAUGCCCGUUUUCACGAAAGCCAUACCCAAAACCACGGCACGUUGGCUAACUACUAGUGGACAUUAUUUAUUUGAGACUAUUUAUUCAUUUUUUUUAAAACUGUGUUUGUGUGUAUGAUUAUGUGGGUGUUACUGAAACAUUUGCCUUAAUGUCCAUUGUUACUGUUUUAAGUAGUACUAUACCAGUGAGAUUAGCAAAGCCUUGACCUUGGGUGGGAGACUUCCCGUUGUACUACUAUUUUUAGUGAUGUAAAAUUAGGUUACUAUGUCCCUCACUACUCAAUGUCAUAAGUUAAACAGAUGUGCAGUCAAUCAAUUUGAGUCCUGCAAUUUCCCUUGUUUGUUGCACUGUGAAUACCAUAAUCAAAGCAACCAAAGGAAUACCUCCUUCUCGUCAUCAUCCAGAUAUGUGAUGAUAAAACGGUGGUGAAGAGAGAGCAAGAUUGUUUCCUGUUCUCUCUCUAUUUUGUUUCACUUGAGUUGUUUCAAACAUCACAUUCAGAAAUAGGAUGUGCAGAGAGAGAGAACCCUCUGGCUGUAUCUGGGAUGUCACAUAAUGGCCAAUGAAUGUAGAUAGUGAACCAGCCUCCCCUACCCCACCCACUCCUCUCCAUUAUUUAGCUGUGACUACUGCCCUAAAAAUGUCCUGUCUGGAAGACAGGGCAACAGGAUUAUUGUUCUUCUAACAGAGGAAUGUCAUAGGCCUGACUGUAUGCAGGAAACCUCAUGUGUCAUUAAAGAAAUGAGUGAACAGUGAUUCAUCCUUGUAUAAUGUGCUCUAGUCUAGGUCACCCACCUUUCCUCCUUGCAUUUGUGAAUGUCAUUCAGGAUGAGAGAUGAAGGCUCCCAUUUGAAAUCAACCAUCUUAUCAGCGCAUGUCUAUGUAUGUAGGAGUCCACUCAAUAAUUUAAACAGGGAAAUAUAUAUAUAAUGUAUUUCCAUUCAUUUGAAUGUGGAAUUUAGACUUUUGACUUGAAUAAUUGACUUUUUCCUGAAUGCUAACAGCUAUGUAUUACGCUCCACUAUUUAUAAAGUUAAUUCCCAUGCAAAUGAAACAAUGCAUUCGAUUUAAAAUGCGGAGUGUGUUCUGAAAAGAAAAUACAGGACAGACUGAUGAAAAUACAAAUUCUACAUGUAAUUUUGACAUUACUUAUCAAGAUUUUGCACACUUGUUCAAGACUGAUUUAUUUUUGUUGCUUUUCAAUUGAAGCACUAAUUGUCUGUCCAUGAAGUAAACUUGUAUGCAUCUUAGUGAGAAUAUGGACUUUUUAUAGAUGGUCUGGAUGUAAAGCAAAAAUAAAAUGGAAAGGAGUUCCUA
This is a messenger RNA of Oncorhynchus kisutch (coho salmon), 3979 nucleotides long. Its product is annotated as small integral membrane protein 29-like. Bases 2093 to 2401 code for a protein of 102 amino acids. The transcript has 6 exons. The record is from RefSeq and is a predicted model, not a curated record. Lineage: Eukaryota; Metazoa; Chordata; Actinopteri; Salmoniformes; Salmonidae.